AUGGAUGCGUUCAAGGCGGCCACCGAAAUGCAGCAGACGCAGACACAGAAGACCACGAUCGACGACAGAUUCAUUCCGUCAUUCCACAACAAGACGACGUACGACCCGUUUGACUUUUCGAUUGCUUCCCAGAGAUACCAGAACAAGGUGUACAAGUCUCAGCUCGCAAAGAACAUGCAGUCGUCGUCGUUCAACACCGUCGAGAUCAACCCGACCGACUUCUACGUCCUUCCACACUUGCUCAGCAGCUACGUCAAUGUCUCGGGCCAGAUCUUGCACAGAUCCGUGACCGGGUUGUCGGGAAAAAAGCAGAAACAGAUGGCGAAGGCGAUCAGAAGAGCCAGAGCUUUUGGGCUCAUGAGCUCUGUCGCUAAGGACGUCAGCACCUUCCCAAAGAGAGGCUCCUCUUUAUAA
Pichia membranifaciens NRRL Y-2026 is the source of this 414-nucleotide messenger RNA. RefSeq lists its product as hypothetical. Lineage: Eukaryota; Fungi; Ascomycota; Pichiomycetes; Pichiales; Pichiaceae. Bases 1 to 414 code for a protein of 137 amino acids. Gene Ontology annotation, cellular component: mitochondrial small ribosomal subunit; ribosome. The record is from RefSeq and is a predicted model, not a curated record. Gene Ontology annotation, biological process: mitochondrial translation. Gene Ontology annotation, molecular function: small ribosomal subunit rRNA binding; structural constituent of ribosome. The transcript has a single exon.